UUUUUUUAUUAACAACUUUAUAAAGUGAAAUAAAACGAGAUACUUGUGGUUUUCGAGUACUUAUAGACAUACAUAUGGAAAAUUACAUAAUAUUAUACACUACAGUAUUGUAUAUUUGUCUACUUACUUUAUCAGUUUUGUUAAGAAUCAUAAAAUAUGAAGCGGCUCAUGGAUCAUUGGAAAACUUUGUCAACAUAAAUUAAUAACGAAUAUUCUGUUCAUAAUAUCUUAACGACAAAUUUAAGUUUUACCUUCCUGUGAUCACCAAUGACUUAAAUCUCAAGUGUUCCUCUGCAAAUAGCCGAAACAUGUCUUCAGAAGAAGUUACCUCCAUCGGGCGGGACUUAUACAUGUAUAAACAAUGGCUGGAUGUGGAUACAUUGUUAUAUUUGCCUGUUUGGCUGCCAGCGUUUUAAGUUUGCCCGCUAACCAAAAAAAAAUCAGUAUCAGAAAUUUUAGAGGUUUCCGUCUGCCCUUCCCGUACUAUUCAAGAGAAGAUUGGGGAGCCAAACCAGCCAUUUCCGCUGACCGCCUCAGUUUGCCCGUUCCUUACGUGACCAUCCACCACACAUACAUUCCAGCUGCAUGCUUUACCGCCGAGCAAUGUAAGAAUGCUAUGCGGGGUGUACAGACUUACCAUCAGGACGACCAGGGAUGGAAUGACAUUGGGUACAACUUCGCAGUAGGCAGUGAUGGCGCGGUGUACGAAGGGCGAGGCUGGUCGGCUGUUGGCGCACACGCCGUAGGCGUCAACAGCCGGAGUAUAGGCAUCGUCUUCAUAGGAGAUUAUGUUUCUGAUUUGCCGCCCCCAAAGAGCCUGCAAGCUGCCAAAGAUCUGAUUGCUAUUGGAGUGAAGGCGGGAUUCAUAUCUCCAUCCUACCAUCUAAUAGCCCACCGCCAGGUGUCCGCGACUGAGUGCCCUGGACAGAGUCUCUACACUGAGAUCACCAGUUGGGAUCGAUUUUUACCUGACUUUGACGUGAAUACGUAAACCAAUAUAGAAUUUAGUGCAAUUUA
Cydia splendana is the source of this 1017-nucleotide messenger RNA. Its product is annotated as peptidoglycan-recognition protein LB-like. Bases 362 to 991 code for a protein of 209 amino acids. Lineage: Eukaryota; Metazoa; Arthropoda; Insecta; Lepidoptera; Tortricidae. The transcript is spliced from 5 exons. The record is from RefSeq and is a predicted model, not a curated record. Gene Ontology annotation, biological process: peptidoglycan catabolic process. Gene Ontology annotation, molecular function: zinc ion binding; N-acetylmuramoyl-L-alanine amidase activity.